Messenger RNA from Moneuplotes crassus, 614 nucleotides. The record is from the annotation of a GenBank genome assembly. NCBI's taxonomy places the organism in Eukaryota, Ciliophora, Spirotrichea, Euplotida, Euplotidae.
UUUCAGCUGAUGAACAAGAGCAGCCAGGACAAGAUCUCCUUCGGGCAAGCAAGCGAAACGAUGGGAAGCCCCAAGCUAGCAAUGGGCAAGAGGAAGAUAGACAUCGCUAAUUCUAAAUACCCAUAUUGCAUGGUCUGGACCCCACUGCCUCUGAUAUCAUGGAUCUUACCUAUGAUAGGCCAUACAGGGAUUUGUGGUCCUGAUGGAGUUAUACAUGACUUCGCAGGUCCAUAUACGAUCUCUAUUGAUGAUAUGGCCUUUGGAGAACCCACUAAGUACAUCCCACUUGAACUAGAUGAUACUAAUAUUGACAGAUAUGAGGAAUGGAUAGAAAUCGCAGAUGAGAAGUUUAGUCGGAUGAAUCAUAAUCUCUGUUGCAAUAACUGCCACAGCCACUGUGCCUAUGCUCUUGAUUUGAUGAAGUACAAAGGCAAAACAGGAUGGAACAUGAUUGAUAUCUGGUGGAUGUUCAUGACCAAAAGCAAGUAUGUCAGCUUCGGUAGAUUCAUUCAGUGCUAUAUCGGCUUCUUCAUCAUGCUCCUGAUUGUUCUCUUCUUCAUGUUCAUUGCCAGAGUAGCGUAAAUUCUAGAGUUAAUUUGUUUCAAUGAUUUCUA